CGCUUUUUGUGCAGUAGGGGAGCUCGCGAAUAGGAAUCUUAACCAUCCUGGCUUGUGACGGCUAGGAUGAUCUGUAGCUCCAUGCAGGCAGCUUGCUCCGUGUCUGGUGUAGGUGUACUAGUACCGAUCACAGGCGACUGUGACGAUUUGAUCUACCCCAGCUGAAUAUCCCCAUGAGCAGGAGGCAGUGUGCGCUGCAGAAGCCGAGCUUGUGAUAUCGUGAGCUCAGUCUUAGCCUCACCUUCAGACUGCAGAGGCUAAUCUGUGAAUAUGACGAAGGAAACUGGCCCAGAUUCAGAGCCGAAGAAUGCGCAGGAGAUGCCUGUGCAGCAGCAGCAGCAACAGCAGCAGGUUACAGCAGCAACAGCGACCCUGGCAACCCAGGAAGUAGUUUCUGAUGAACAGCCAGUGGCUGAAGCUAAUGCCAAGAAACCAGAACAGGCCAUUGACAAGGAAGAGAAGGAAUCUGGAGAAACAGAUGCUACAUCUGAAAGGACAACUCCCAGUAAAACACAGAAAUCACCGCAGAAAUCUACGAAGAAGCCAAAGACCAUCCUUGCUAAAGUUGCCCUGCUGGAUGGGAUAGACUAUGACUGUGACGUGGAGGUGGACCAUGGCACUUUGCUUUCACUGUGAAAUUUUACCCUCCAGACCCUGCACAGCUGUCUGAGGAUAUUACAAGGUAUUAUCUGUGUCUGCAGUUACGGGAUGAUAUUAUAACAGGUCGCUUACCAUGCUCUUUUGUUACUCAUGCUUUGCUGGGGUCCUACACAGUGCAGGCCGAGCUAGGUGAUUUUGAUUCCGAUGAGCACUCAUCUAACUAUGUCAGCGAUUUUAGAUUUGCACCAAAUCAGACCAAAGAGCUUGAGGAGAGAGUCAUGGAACUGCACAAAACCUACAGGGGUAUGACGCCAGCCGAAGCAGAAAUGCAUUUCUUGGAAAAUGCAAAGAAGCUGUCAAUGUACGGAGUGGACUUGCACCAUGCAAAGGACUCUGAAGGAAUUGAGAUUAUGCUAGGUGUGUGUGCAAAUGGAUUGUUGAUAUACAGAGACAGACUGAGAAUAAACCGCUUUGCCUGGCCCAAGAUCCUGAAGAUCUCAUAUAAAAGGAGCAAUUUUUACAUAAAGAUCCGUCCUGGAGAGUACGAACAAUUUGAAAGUACAAUUGGCUUCAAACUACCGAACCACAGAGCUGCAAAACGACUCUGGAAGGUGUGCAUUGAGCACCAUACAUUCUUCAGACUUAUGUCACCUGAACCUCCUCCAAAAGGGUUCCUGGUUAUGGGGUCCAAGUUCCGGUACAGUGGUCGUACUCAAGCUCAGACUAGGGAAGCCAGUUCCCUCAUAGAUCGUCCAGCACCCCACUUUGAGCGGUCAUCAAGCAAAAGAUACACAUUAUCAAGGAGUAUGGAUGGAGAUUUUUCACAGCCUUCUUCAAUGGGAGAGAACCACACUGCAAUGUCAGAGAAGGAGCAGAACCAGACUGCUGCAGAGGAGAAGCCUUGGAAAGAAUCAGAGGUGGAUGAAGAGGAGGAGGAGGUCACAACGCCCACAAAAAUUAAGGAAUUAAAGACGGAACAGGAAACAACACCAAGGCACAAACAGGAGUUCUUAGACAAGUCAGAAGACAUGUUGUUGAAACAUCAGGCAAGUAUCAAUGAAUUAAAGAGAGCACUGAAGGAACCCAACAGCAAGCUGGUUCACAGAGAAAAGAGGCUGCCUUCGUCACCUGCAUCUUCAUCACCAAAGUAUGAAGAGACUCCGAAAGGUACCCCAGAAAAGACCAAGGCCAAGGAGGAAGACAUCGCGGAUGACUCAGCAUUUGAGACAACUACAGGCCUGUCUCUGGAGGUUUCUGCACUGAAGAGUCCUGCUUCUUCCCCUGAGGGUUCUGAUGAAUGGGUUUUUGUAGAAAAAGAAAACACUAGGCUAGAAGAACUAGUUUUAGAUGAAAUAAAGAUGGGAAAAGAAUUCAGGGAUGAAGAUGCUUGUGGACGACAUUUUGAAAUGCAUAAAUUCAUAGUUUCUCCAGUAACAGAAAAUGCAGAGCAGCAAAGCUAUUCUGAAACCUCUAAAGAUGAUUCUGGGCAUGAACUGUACACACUUACAGAAGCAAACCUAAAGAUACAUACUGAAGACAAAUCAGACGAGAAGGAAAAAGAUGAUUUGACCUGCAGCAAGCCUGAGACCGAUUCAGAGGAGGAAAAACAUAAAGCAAAAUUUGUUGUUGAAGAAGAGAACACAGAUGCUGGACAUCAAGAGUUUGUCAGGGAUUCUUCUGUGAAAUCAGUUGUUUCCCUGAUGAUAAAUACAGAACAGGAAGAACUCUAUGAAGAAAUUAUGGAUGAGACAGAGUCAGCAGCAUCAGUUAAUAUUAAUGAAAGGAAAAAGAGCAAGUCUUUGGAUCCCACUGUGCAACGCGACAAGAUAAAGGCUGAAUUGCCUGGCAGAGAAGCAGAUGCUUCCUUGAAUGACACUGUAGAAGAAACAAAGUUAUACUCCUCAUCAGAAAAAACAGAGCCACAUCACAUGUUACCUGUGAAAGGUAAAGAGCAUUUCCAAGUAGUCAGCGAGCAUUUACAAACUGAAGAAACCACUUUAUACACUUCUAGUGUUAAGGAAAUACACUGUGUUAUGAUAGAAGAGGAUUUUGUACAACGUACAGAUGUACGCGAGGAGGCCUCUGAAGAAAAAAAGGUGGAACUGGAAUUAAAGAAGAUAGAAGCUACACUAGGAACAAAGAGAAUGGAAAUGAGUGCCGAAACAUCAGACAAAUCGAAGUCGCAUUCCAGAGAGAUGAUGUCUUGUUUUCCAAAGGACAAGGAAGAUGAGUUUAAACAAGGGUUUUCAGGUGCUGGUAGAGAAGAAGAUAUGGAGGAUCCUACAGCAGUGAAGAAAGAUGAAACUGAACUAUUGCUCCUUGAAGCAAAAAAUGCAGAACAGUUAUCGCCAGACACAAUAUUUAAUAAAAAGCAUGAUCUAUUGAAGGCUGAAGGUCAGGAAGGAUCACCUAGAGUUACUGCCAAAGGUGAAAGUGAGGCCUCUGUUCAAAAAUGCACAACUUUAGUUCGAGACACAGAGAGGAAAAACUAUGGUACAUGCUUUCCUGCUGCAUACACAGAACACAAAUCUAAUUUCAGUAUUGUAGGCAAAUAUUCUGACCGUUCUCUGUUUAAAGAAACCAAAAUAAUUAUAUUAGGACCUUCCAGAGAUGAAGAUUUUCUGGUUCCGUAUCCCAGAGGGCAGAAAAAAACUGAAUCAGCUGUUCAUGAGUCAGAUGCUCGAAUACAAAAGCCAUUGGACCAAAAAGAAAAAGAUUCUUUAGAGUUGUCCAUUGCAGAAGUAAAGGCAGACAUCACCAGACAUAAACUUCUAGAUGGCAGUGAUAAUGAACAAACAGCACCUCAUUUUACAGAAGAUGAUACACACAAAGGUAUGUCAGAACACCCAACAGAACAUCAGGGCAUUUCUGCAAUCCAGAGAAAAGAAACUAGGGUUGAGACAGGAAAAUAUGUAGGAAAACUCAGCACAGAAUAUCUUUGCAGAGACUCAAAGGUACAGUCUUUACCAGGAAAACAAGCAGAGGACAAAGACAAAGGUACUGAAGGUAAUUAUGGCUGUACAAGGCUUAUAUCCAUAUCAAAUGAGGAGGAAACUAAUGUAUAUCCUUCUGAUGAAAAAGCAGUGCAAUCCUCACAACAGGAAAGUAUUCAUACAAAGAGUGGCAACACUGGCUGUGUCUUACAAGAUUCUAAGGCAGGCUAUUUAGAGAUGAGUUCUUCUUCUGCAGCCCAUGAUGACAAAUACUCAAAGCAUUCAGCGCUGAAAGGUGACUUGGCCAUUGGUGAACUAGCUAAACAAUCUUCAUUGAUAUUUGCUGAAGAAAUGAGUGGGAAGAGAGUUGAAAAGGAUACAAACAAUGUCCAAGUAGUGAGCAAAAUAAAGCUGCCAUCCAGUUCUGGCAAUGGUUCAACACCUCAGCUUAAAGAAAAAGUGGAACUUCAGAAAAGCAGUGAUCCUGAGGAACACCCUCCCACAUUAAAAUCUGCAAAAGAUUUGGGAAAAUCAUACUUGCAUAGCAAAGAUACUAGAUGCUUUGCAGCAAUGAAAUUGUCACCAGAACUGUCAAAAGUAAUAAGCAGGAAAGAAGAUUCCCAAGGGGCAGUGCACAAGAAAAGCCACGAAAAGAAAGAGCUACAAGCCGCUGCACAUUCCUCAUCUGAUGCUGAGAAUAAACCUGCUAUUCAAGAGGCACAUUUAGAAGAGCAGGAUCUUCCACGGUUACCCCAAAAGUCUACCCACAAAGAAGAGACUUUAAUGGACGUUGAGAUCCUGGCUUCUACCCAGAAAAUUGAAGGGAUGGAAUUUUCUGAAAGGGACAAAUCUAAGUUCCAACAUGAAGGUGAAGAUGAUACCGAUGAGCAUGACAAAGACAUGGCAUAUCUUAAGGAUACCCAUUUAGCUAUAGAACGUAAAUGUUCUAGCAUAACCGUAAGUUCUACAUCCAGUUUAGAAGCAGAGGUGGACUUCACAGUUAUAGGGGACUACCAUUACAGCAUUGCUAUGGAGGACUUUUCGAAAGGCUUAUCAGAGCUGGAUAGAAGUACAGACAAAGCAGAAAAGGAGACCGUGCCAGAAAAUGGUCACUCUGCAGCACUGGCAUUUGAAAGACCAGCCACUGUUCAAGAAAUGGAAGAUGGACACCAAGAAAGCUUUGGCAGCCAUAUUGUAAAGCAGAAUGAAAGAAAAACAUCUUCUGAGCAACCUGUGGCAGAAGCCAAAAGUAUUAUCAUCAGCCAGGCUUCCCCAGAGAAGACAGGCUCACCAUCCAAGGCUGCUCCUCCUUCGACAACCAAAGUGACUCCUGAGAAAAAAGCAGAUGCUCCUGACAAAGAAUCUGUGGAGGUUGGCAUCAAGGAAGAACCUGCAACUAAAGUGACUCCUGAGAAAAAAGAAGAGGCCCCAAGCACAGAGUCCAUGGUCGAUAGCAAGACGGAACCUACAGAUAUUUCACAAGUACCACCUCUGCAGACCGAAAGUGCUGUGAGUAAGGAAUCUCCAGAGAAAAAGACGGAAGUUUCUGUGAAAGUGGCUCCUGCAGUGCCUGCUAAAACCACUCCUGAAAAAAGGAGAGAGGAUCCUUCCAAGAGAGAUUCUGAUGCUAUGGAUGCCAGGAAAGAAGCUGUGCUGGUAUCGCAGGUUCACAGCAGUGGCGGUGGAAAAGAAGUAAUAACCAUUCACGAGACCAUUACCACAGAAACUGUAUCCAUGUCUUCUACCGUAAAAGGAGGAUUUUCUGAAACACGGAUAGAGAAAAGAAUAAUCAUUACAGGAGAUGAAGAUGUUGAUCAAGACCAGGCACUGGCACUAGCAAUUAAGGAGGCAAGACAGCAGCAUCCAGACAUGCUGGUAACCAAAGCAGUGGUUUGCAUGGAAACAGAGUCCCCAACUAAAGACAAGAAAUUUCAGGACUCAUGACCCUAGAGAGUGAAAGAACACAGCUCUUCAAAAACCACUUCAAAACUAGCCAGAGGAGCCUUACUGCUGGAUUUGUUAGUAACAUACAGAGGUGAACUGCACUGUUACUUCACAUCACGGAAACGAAAGAACACAAGUUUUAAAAAAUCGCAUUCUUGCACUGCUGCUAUGCUGAAAACCACCUACAGAGGUCACUGUAGACAAACAGAAAUACCAGUGACAAGCAUAUCUGUGCAUGUUUAGCAUAAAGGCAACAACAGAGCAUUGGUGAUAUGAACAUUCUUGGAGAGUGAAUGAGACAGCUUUGCAGCCAAGCAAAAUCAAAACAGGAAGUACAGGACAUUACAGAAAGUGAAGAAGGUGUGGCAUUUAAUGAUUCGGACCUGCAGUGAAUGCUACUUAUGCCUCUUUUAUUUGCCUUUUUUAUUUUUUCUUGACCUGCAAAUGGUUAAAAAUAAGUAUAUAUAAAUGCUUUUUGAGGUUAUAGUUUUAUCAUGAAUGCACCCUUCUGGGUUCAACUUGGAUGUGCUUUAAGUUAUAUAAAAUAUAUUAAAUAUUAUUAAUUAAAAGUAAGUAAAUUCUGGUACUAUGAUGGCAUUUUUAAAUUAUGACAUUUGGAUAAUUGUAGCUUGUGUACUAUGAAGAAAAAAAAUGGACCAAGAGGAUUCUUAAAAUAUUCAGUAUUGGGACCAGAGUGCCGAGCUGUAUUGAAGAAGACAUUGUUGUCCAAAUCUGUAAAAGGCAGCUGUUUGUCUCAUACAAAAAUAUUACAUUCACUCAUGGUGUCUGCAUAUAAAAAGAUAAUACAGUUUUAAUAAUGGCACAGGAAAACAGCAAUGGUUUGCAAACAGUGACACAGUUCUUCGCCUUGUUCAGCUUUUGCAUUCCAUAUGACAGAAUUAACAGAUGCGUUGCAGAAUUAACUUAGUAGAUUAGUGGCCCAUAGCUUCACUUCCACAGAUUAAUGAUGGCAGUAUGGUGCCUAAAUACAGUGCCAUGGGAUAGCACUUGUGGAACUAUCUGUAUUUUAAUUAUUUUAUCUUUCUUUUUUUUUUACCCUUCAUUUCCUAGCAGGACUUCUCUUUCAUUUACACUUUUUUUACUCUUUUUGUCUUAGCUGCUAGUGAAUGAAAGCAGCAGAUGUGAUGCUGAUAAAUUUAUAGAUUAAAACAUUAAGGGACUUUUUUUAUUGACCACAGCAUAGUACACUCACAAGCUAAUAUACUUAAAGAUGAGCUGAUUUUCCAUAUUUUAAGCUUUGUAAAGUUAAUAGGCCAGAACCUAGCUUAAAAAAAGUCUUGGGUUCUGAAGUUCUUAAUGAGUGGCAAUGCAUCAUUAUGAAAUUCAAACAAGAUUCCUGCCUUGAAGAUUAUAUGGUAUUAGCUUAGAAACAGUCAAUAUUAUAGUAAAACAAACCUUUUAGUGAUCCUGAAAAGUCAUAAAAAGAGAGAAAAGCUGGAGAAUAUCUAAACAUCAAAGGCACUGCAUUCCUUUUCUGCCCACACUUGGGCAUGUAUAUCAUGUGGUGGCAGCCCAUUAGAAUCUGGCCAUUGACUUUAGGGGAGGAGGGCUGACAUUGCCCAUAAUAAAAAUAUAUGAAGCAUCACAAUUUGUCCAGGAUAUGUCUGGAAGGGAGAAAUACAAGGUGGGAAAAAUCUGGUACUGAAGUGUCACUAAACAUGAGAGAGAGUGAAAGUAUGAAGCGUCAUGGCUACGUCUUCAUCUUCAUCCUCAUGGGGCACUCAGUGUCGGAGUUGUAAAUUCGGAGCAAUAAGUACAUCAUUAGAUGCUGCUUAAAUCCUCCCUCUGCACAGUAAAAUCUUUGAAAGCAUUGCAUCUUAACAUUCUCAACAACAAAUCCCUUGCUAUAAAUAAAAAUGAAUGUAUCGAAAAAUUUUCAUAAAUCACUGUACCUGAGGAGAAUUAUGGUACAAAAUUAAUUUCUUCAAGCUUUAGUAGAGAAGGAAAUCAUGACAGUAUCUUACAGGAUCGGUAAUAUGAUGUAGAUAAAUGAUGACAUCAUUUGUAUUAACGUUUAACAGUCAUGGACAGUUUAAUGGCAUCCAUUGUCUACUCUCACUACAAACUAGAUAGCAAGAGAGAAAUAUGUCAGGAGGUCACACCUUUGAUCACUGAAGUAAAUAUUGUGAAAGAGUUUCUGUUUAGGAUUGGGAGAGAACUUUUUAAAUCGUAAAGAAAUUUGAGAAGUUACAUUUUUUGUUAAAUCAAGACAAAUUUUCAGUUGUAAUCAUUAAGCUCAUUGUAUAUGCACCACAGAUAUUUAUUUACUCUUUCUGAAAAAAGGGUACAUGAUUAUUAAUCUAUGAACUUUUAUAGGUCUUAAAAAAUACAUCAAACCAAACCAUUCUCUUGUUUUGUAUUGUGCAGGCACAUUACCCAAAAAGUCCAUUUACUGUGACAUUUACUUUCUAGAAGACUUCCAUUACAGUGAGUAAACUGCUGUAGAUUCUUCUUUAUAAGAAUCAAUUUAGUUUUGCUUACAAGUUACCAUUAAAUCAUGAUUCCAGUUUACAGUAAUGUUCCUUUUUCAAUAUCACUGUGGGAAUAAAGUUCAGUUUUGCCAAAAGCUGCACUACUGUUAAAAUGGAAUAUGUCAUAUUUUGGCCACUUAUCACAGGGGCAGUGCAUACACCUUUAGGGUAUAUCAGAAGGUAAAGUGUUCCUUCUCUUGGAAACGUUUGCAGCUGUAUGUGUCACAGUUCUGAACAUUUUCACUACAUAGUCUUACAUUGCUUGUAUUCACUGGGUACUAGAGGAAAAAAACAUAUUUUAGAAAAAUACUUUUGAGUGGUUCAGUAAACUAUUUUUAAACAAUUUAAAUUUAAACAUUUAGCAUGAUUAAAAUUGUGCUCAAGCUUGAAUUGUACAGGAACAUUUGGGUGCAGAACAUUGCUGUCAGUACAGACCCUCAAUUUACAGACCCAGAGGCUAAUUUUAAAGGCUAAAGUACUGAAAAAAAGGUAGAAACAAAAAUGUUUUAAAGAUUAGCAUGUUCCUUCAGAAGGCCAAAAAUCAUGAGUACCAAUACUUGGAAAAAGUGACUUGUGCAGUCUAAGUCAAACGUUUUGAAAAGUAUGCUUGCCAUUUUUAAAUUAGCGGGUAGGUAUCACUUCCUAUAUAAUUAGUAUCUGCAUCAUAAAAAUGCCACAAGUUCUCUGUGAUAGUUGUCCAUGUAGCUAACUAUUGUACAUUAAAAAUAUAUUGAGUUAGUGGUUGUCUUUUUUAUUCAACCUUAUGUGAGGUCUUUGCAGCUGCUAAUUAUUCUAUUCUUAACAUUUUUGAUCUGUCUUUAGCAUGAACUGUCAUCUUCCUGUUCUUAUUUUCGUAAUAAUGAAGAGUAUGUGUUCCUGAACCACUUAGGCAGAGUCACACUUGGUUUUCUUUACCCAAAUUUUGUCUUCAUUGUCAACUCUGUGGCUUGCCAGACUAUAUGGUGAUAUUUGAUAGUUUAGUUUGGAAUUUAAAGCAAAGAAUAAUAUUUGCUUUCACGUUAUUUUUCCUGAUAUUGUUUUGCACACAGUACAAUUUUUCACUUAACUUGUCUUAGCAAAUCAUUUACACUUUGUAUACAGAGAGAUUUUUUUUUGCCUUGUGUAAUAAGUGUUUUGAAGUUGGACUGUUUUUGUCUUCAUUAUUCCACCUCGGAUGGUCUCAUUUAGAGAUCUACACUUGUUUAUUGUGCCUUUCUUUAGUGUUUCUUUGGUACUUUUGUGUAUAGUGCUUAUGCUAUUAAGCACUUAAAUAUUUUUACAUGCUUGUCAUAAUAUUUUAAAAGACAUAUGAAAAACUUAUAUUUACUCAUCAAUGAUAGAUCUGUUAAAAACUCUCCUCAAACCUUUUCCAACUAAACCUGCUGUUUCUGUUUAUGGUAUAACUGAAGGUUACGGUAUAGCACUGUUUUAGAGUCCUAUCAAGAAGCACGAUAGUUGUCUCAACGUUAUACUUAACAAUCAUUCUUAUACUCUUACAUGGUGUUCUUAAAUUAACUAUUGCUACCCCUGAUAUUUUGGGACGUGCACAGUUUUAUAUAUGUAGUUUAUAUUCUGCCUUUCAAGGACUGAUCACUAGAUAUUUAAAAAUCAAAUUCAUGCCGGAAUGUAGUAUCAUUUAAGAGUGUUGUAGUAUAACACUGAAAUACCAAUUAAUUCUAGACAAAUAGAACUGCUUUAGAAUGCUUACAUUUCAGGAGUGCAGUUAAAGGUGAAAAACAAGUCACGUUUACACAGAGUGACAUCUAUGAACAUAGAGGUUUGCAUGAGAUAGUAAGGAAGUGUGGCGUUCUAACUAGUGCCAGGUUUUGCCCGCUGUGCCACUCACACUCUGUUUUGCUCGCCAUUGCUGAAGGAGUAGAGAGUGCCAUUUUUGUCUUAGUAAUGUCUUGAAGAUGCCAGCAAUAGCUGUGACUGCCUGUGUGUGAGGAUACCUUGCGAGUGGUUGUCAGAUACUGAGCUAUGUUGUGCACGCAGUAGGAGCACCCUGAACGAUCUGCAAUGUCUCUUUCUUGCUCUGUUUUCCCUAGUGCUUGGUGGUGUGUUCACUGUUCUUGCUUUAAUUUAAAAGUGAAAUAAAUGUGUCAAUGCCUA
Messenger RNA from Protopterus annectens (West African lungfish), 10081 nucleotides. It is a transcript of the gene EPB41L1, whose product is annotated as erythrocyte membrane protein band 4.1 like 1. The record is from RefSeq and is a predicted model, not a curated record. Lineage: Eukaryota; Metazoa; Chordata; Ceratodontiformes; Protopteridae. Gene Ontology annotation, cellular component: cytoskeleton; plasma membrane. Gene Ontology annotation, molecular function: structural molecule activity; actin binding. Gene Ontology annotation, biological process: cortical actin cytoskeleton organization.